AUGAGUGCCCUUACUGAUAAAUCAAUGCGCAUUAUUGCGAGAUCGUGCUCAAAUAUCCAAUAUCUUAAUCUUCAAUCUUGCAAUAUUACAGACAGAGCUAUAGAAGAAAUAGCUCUAUCAUGCCAUAAUCUAAAACAUCUUGACCUUUAUGGAGUUCAACAUAUUAUUUCUGACUUGUCAAUUUCCAAAAUCGCAAAAAUGUGUCCUAAUAUCAUAUAUCUUGAUCUAGGAUAUGCUCUGUCUAUUUCCUGUACAACUCUCAAAAUUAUUGCAGACCACUUGCAUGCUCUAGAAUAUCUUGGCUUGAAAAAUUGCUAUAGAAUUAGUCAAAAAAUAAUAGACAUGUUAUUUCCUGAUCUCGAAAUAGGCGGGUAUUACUCAUUACCACUUGGGCAGUAA
Messenger RNA from Funneliformis mosseae, 399 nucleotides. Lineage: Eukaryota; Fungi; Glomeromycota; Glomeromycetes; Glomerales; Glomeraceae. The record is from the annotation of a GenBank genome assembly.